GAAGUUGUAAAAAUAAUUCAUCAGAUAUAAAAAACCAGUCGAGCAAAGUGGAUGUUUACAUUCAGAUAAAGUUACUUAAAGAUACAAGAAAAAGGAAUUAUAAAUAAUAAUUUCCAUUAAAGUAUAAAACACGUACAUUAAUUAAUAAACAAGUAUUUGUCAAUAUAAGAAAUCGCUUGUCAGGAUUAUUUAGAAACAAUAGUGUAUGUUUUUUGUGUAUAAAGCUUGGUAAAUUAGCAAAAAACCCAGGGAACGCCCACUGAAAAAUCAAAAAACGAAGGCGUAAAAAUACCUAGUUUAUCGAAAACUUUUCAAUAUUAAACUUUAAAUGCAGUAAGUAAAGAUAAUUGAAAUGGCUACCUUAAGUGACACGCCCACACCAACAAUGUUAACGUCAACGUCAGAGGCUGGUGGCGUUUCAAUAAAAAUAGAACAGGGUGUGUUACGUACAAAUAGUGAUGAUGAUGAAUAUGAAGAAGGGAGUGGAUAUAAUGAUGAGAGGCGGGGUAUUCCGUCUGCACAAAAUGAGUCAAACCACCCAAACGAUGUGGACAUGAAUGGUUAUGACAACUUUAAUAUGUACAGUAUUUCCCAUAGUAUUUUCCAUUCGGAGGUUCAUAUCAAAUCAGAACCACCGGUAGAUAUUGAUGAUAGGCAUCCCGACGAGGAGGGUGAGGUAAAUAGCAAUUCUCAUAUGACAUCUCCAAAUAAUAUUGAUAAAACGCCAAAAAUAAGACUCAGGCCUACCAGUAAGCUAAUAGCUUCACCCAAUGGGGUGACCAUCGAUAACAAACGACGUUACGCCUGUCCCUAUGAGAAUUGCACAAAAAGCUAUGGCAAAAGUUCCCAUUUAAGGUCUCAUCUAACAUGGCAUACGGGCAUUAAGCCAUUCGUGUGCAAGGAGCCCGGUUGCGGUAAAGGAUUUACACGCUCCGACGAACUUAAUCGUCACAUUAGAACGCACACGGGUGAAAAGCCAUUCGAGUGUGCACAAUGUACUAAGAAAUUUUCGCGCAGUGACCAUUUAACCAAGCAUUUGGCAACGCAUUCUAAACAAUUAGCAGCCAAUAACAGUUCGAAAAGAAUGAAAUUGGAUAAAACUACACAAAAAUCCCCUACUAACACAACCGGGCCUAAAGAUAAAACACCAGAACCAAUUGCAAAGCCUGUUACAAUAACAACAAAACCUGUAGAAGUCCCCCAAUUAGGUGUAUUGAAAAUAAAACUAGAGAAACCCGAAAAUAAUGAGGAAUAUAAAAUAGCCUUGCCGCCACAGGAAAUAAAUAAAAGCCCCGUACCAACACAACCUCCCGCGCAGCCUUUAGUGUUGAAUACAGAAAAGAAAGCCGAAAUAGUCGUAAAACAUGAACCAUUAGAUGAAACACAGAGUAGUGCAAUAACAACAAGUUCUACACAUGCCAAUGAUGAACCCGAUGAUGAUGCCAUUAUGCCAGAAGCCAAUUUACCACCAUUAUUACAAAAUACCUCCACAAUACCAGUAGCAGCAGCAGUAUCACCAGCAGUAAAAGCUACAACAUCUCUUGUUAAACCCACAGUAAACAAUCGCUUGUCGGAUAGUGUUUAUGAUCCGACAAGACCAUUUCCUUGCUGUCAUUGUACAAAAAAUUUCAAACGCCAAGAUGAUCUCAAUCGCCAUAUGCGUACACAUACCGGCGAGAAACCAUUUGCUUGUAACGAAUGUGACAAACGUUUUAUGCGUAGUGAUCAUUUGAAAAAACACAUGAACACACAUUUUCGAGUAAGAUGAUUGGCUAGGAAGCAUCACUAAUCGAGAGAUACAAAUUGUAAGAUUUCACACUAAAAUAUGAGAUUUAAAGAUUCCGAAAUUUUUCUUAAGACUAAAUUCAUGGAAACUUUACUGAAAUACAUUCAAUUCGAAAUUCAAUAUGUUACUUAAAGCACAUUACACUAGUGUCAGCUUCCGUAUAGCCAGAGGAUACUGCUUCUGAAUAAUUUACCAGAAAAUUAUUUUAAGGAAUGAUACAUUCAAAUAUUUCAUGCCGAAACGAACAUUUGGGUGAAUUCAUUCUUUCUAAACUCUGUUUCAAAUAAGCAAUUUUAACUUAAAAACAGCAAUAUGCCAAUAAAGAUUUUGAUUUGAAUUCAGUAUACAAACCAGCCUUUAAAGCAGUGUCUACAAAACUUGAAUCUUAUAAUUUUGUUGCAAAUAAAGUUGAAAGCUCAGGUUUACCUAUAAAAGUAAUACAUUUUAAAAGUCUUAAGAUUUCAAAAUUUGUUCUAAACAAUUGUUUAAAUUUGCGGUAACUGGAAUAAAGAACAUAAAUUGGGUUUUAAACUUAAAACUAAAAGUGUAAAGUUUUAAAAAAUAGUAGACCGAUUUGUUGCCUCAGCAAUGGGUUUUAAAAGUUUUUGAAAAAAAUUAAUUAUUUUAAUGAAAUUAAAUAAUUUAUUGGAAUGUAAUGUAUAUUUUUAAGCUUAAUUUUUAAUGUAUAUAUAAUAUUAAUAUUCAUAAUUAUCUGUUGUAAAUAUAUAAAUACUAAAACGAAAAAUUAUAAUUGGAAGUAUUUUAUAUGUCUGUCGAUUAAAGCUGUAAGCUUCAACAUACACGGAAAGUAUUUAACUUUUUAAGAUUAAAAACCAGGGGUUUAAUUAUACUAAACACCUACUUUAAAAAAGAAAUAAAUGUAUUUUCUGUUAACCCAAACAAAAAGCACAAAUAUGUACAU
This is a messenger RNA of Lucilia sericata (common green bottle fly), 2708 nucleotides long. RefSeq names its product zinc finger protein 236-like. The coding region runs from base 353 to 1768 and encodes 471 amino acids. The transcript has 2 exons. Gene Ontology annotation, biological process: regulation of transcription by RNA polymerase II. Gene Ontology annotation, molecular function: DNA-binding transcription factor activity, RNA polymerase II-specific; RNA polymerase II cis-regulatory region sequence-specific DNA binding. The record is from RefSeq and is a predicted model, not a curated record. Lineage: Eukaryota; Metazoa; Arthropoda; Insecta; Diptera; Calliphoridae.